AUGUCUGAUAAAGGAUCCAUCAAUCUGGCAUUGUCCAAGAGACAACCGCUGCUCAAAGACAAACCUGCUGCUGGCGACGACCAGUCCCUCCUCCCAAAGGCAACCAAGACUCACCCCAAGGGUAGCAAAGGCGAUGAAAAUGCGAAUGUCUAUUUCAUCGGAACGGCGACCACCAUAAUCGAAUGGCAAGGCUUUCGUCUUCUCACAGAUCCAAACUUCCUUCAUGCUGGCGAUCACGUUCAUCUUGGUCCUGGUGUGACUGCCCAAAGACAGACCAACCCGGCGGUUGAUCUACAUGAACUGCCUUCGCUGGACGGGAUCCUUCUCUCACAUUAUCAUGAGGAUCAUUUUGAUCGACUGGUAGAGGAUUCUCUCAAUAGAGACUUCCUGAUUGUCACCACUCCGCAUGCCCAUCAAUGCUUGACUUCAAAAGACCCCCCCUUCACCAACGUCAAGGCACUCGACUUUUUCGAUCACUUAAAGCUGAAGUCCGAUGAUGCAGAAGCUGGAAAGCAAGCUCUAGUGAUCAAUGUCACUGGUAUGCCAGGCAAACACGUUCCUCCUGGUCCCUUAGCAGUAGUGAACGACCUCCUCGGUGCAGUUCCACCUACCAAUGGCUGGAUGAUCGAGCUUGGUUAUCACAACGAUGGAGACGGCAAAGUGCAAACCGGUUACCGUAUCUACAUCUCAGGAGAUACUCUUCUUGUGGAUGAGCUGAAAGACAUUCCAAAGUGGCUCCAAAAUGAACGUAUCGACUUGAUGCUGAUACAUCUGGGAGGAACUACCAUUCCUGGGCCGUCAGCACCCCUGAUCAUGGUAACCAUGGAUGCGAAACAAGGAGUUGAGAUGAUCAAGAUGAUGGAUCCAGAUGUCACCAUCCCUAUUCAUUACGAUGAUUACGACGUAUUCAUGUCACCACGAAAGGAUUUUGAGAAGGCUGUGAAAGAGGCAGGGUUAGAGGACAGAGUUGUGCUCCUGGAUAGAGGGGACAGAUAUCAGUUUGCUGUCAGGAAGGAUUAA
Molecule: messenger RNA, 1020 nt
Organism: Fusarium coffeatum
Lineage: Eukaryota; Fungi; Ascomycota; Sordariomycetes; Hypocreales; Nectriaceae
Exons: 1
Coding region: 1-1020 (339 amino acids)
Source: RefSeq, a predicted model, not a curated record